Carassius auratus (goldfish) is the source of this 649-nucleotide messenger RNA. RefSeq names its product hemagglutinin/amebocyte aggregation factor-like. NCBI's taxonomy places the organism in Eukaryota, Metazoa, Chordata, Actinopteri, Cypriniformes, Cyprinidae. Bases 62 to 586 code for a protein of 174 amino acids. The transcript has 5 exons. Gene Ontology annotation, biological process: collagen fibril organization. The record is from RefSeq and is a predicted model, not a curated record. Gene Ontology annotation, cellular component: extracellular matrix.
AGUGUUUGCGCAGCAAGAGCUUAGAUAAACACCACAAAUUGCAGUUGCAUCCCUGAACACAAUGAAGAGAGUUGUUCUGUUUCUGCUGUUGACUGCAGUGGUGGGUCGUGCACGAGGUGAGAGGCUUCUCUACAAGAACAGAUAUGAUGGGAUUCUAAACUUUAAUUGUCCCGCAGGCCAGUCAAUAUCCUCUAUAACCAGCGAGCACAACAAUAACUAUGAGGACCGGGUUUGGGACUUUGGCUGUCAAGUCACCAAUGGCCAGAGUGGAAGUUGUUUCUGGACAAGUUACGUCAAUGACUUCGAUCAAGUGAUCUUCUUUGAGUGUCCAGCACAACACGUGAUCGCAGGAAUGAGCAGCUACCACAGUAACAGCUAUGAGGACAGACGCUGGAAGUUUUAUUGCUGUAGAAGUAAUUGUAUUUCUGCAAACUGUCAUUGGACCUCGUACGUGAACUCCUUCGAUGAGUACUUCCACUGGACUGUGCCUUCCGAGAGCGUUCUGGUGGGCACUCAAAGCUACCAUCAAAAUCGUGAAGAAGAUCGCCGAUUUCGGUUCAAGGUCUGUUCCCAGCGCAGAUGUUGAUUCCAAGAAUUCAUGAUGAUAUUCUCUCAUGAUCCUCUGAAAUAAAUGCAAGUUGAAAAUGAA